CCUGUUCAACCCCACCUCUCGCUCUCACUGCGUCUGCUCUCACUUGGAGAGUAAGCUCCCCUGAUCCUCCACACAGACUAAGUUUACAGGCUGAAGCAGCAACAGCAGAAGCUCCUCCCUUUCGACACAUCUGGAACAGUGUUAAAGCGGAGAGGAGCGCACCAACACUCUCCUGAAGGAUAGCAACACAGUAAAAGUUGUUCAAAUCAGGUUUUUAAGAGGACUGACCUUUUUAUUUUUCUUGCAUACUUAAAGUUAACUGUGGACAGCUGGUUUCCUGAACAUACCACACAGCUCCAUUUACGCUACUCUGACCUGUGAAAGAUCUUCCUGCCCAUCAUCCCUCACUGACAGCUUCUACUUGCUGCAAGAUGCCUUUGGGAGGAGGAAACAAGUGUGGCCGCUGUUCAAAGACGGUUUACUUUGCAGAAGAGGUUCUCUGUGACGGGCGGAGCUUCCAUAGAUCCUGCUUCCUGUGCAUGGUGUGUGGGAAGAAUUUGGACAGCACAACUGUUGCUGUUCAUAUGGAUGAAGUCUACUGCAAGGCAUGCUAUGGUAAGAAAUAUGGGCCAAAAGGCUAUGGUUAUGGCCAAGGAGCAGGAACCCUCAGCAUGGACAAAGGAGAGUCCCUGGGAAUUAAACCUGAAGAACCCGGUCCCCAUCGUCCUACCACCAACCCAAACCCCUCCAAGCUAGCUCAGAAGUUUGGAGGAUCAGACAAAUGCCCUCGCUGUGGCAAGUCUGUCUACGCUGCUGAGAAAGUGAUGGGAGCUGGGAGUGCAUGGCAUAAGUCUGGAUGUUUUACAUGCGCCACUUGUGGGAAGAGCCUUGAAUCAACCACACUAGCUGAUAAGGAAGGGGAAAUCUACUGCAAAGCUUGUUACGGCAAAAACUUUGGUCCCAAAGGAUUUGGCUAUGGACUGGGAGCCGGGGCGCUGGCGCACACUCAGUAGGAACCGCGUAUCUUCAGCAGCACAGCUCCAGAUUACUGCACUGCCUGGCUCUUCCUGCAGGGGGCAGACGACCUAUAUCCACAGACGCGCUUGAUAGAAAGCUGCUUUUAUAAACUGUACAGUCGAAAGGAUGACACCUUCAUAAUCCCAUAGAAACAGGUGAAUACUAUUGCAGUGCUGCCACAUAUGCACAUUUAGUGAACAUGAAUAUCUAUGUAAAACUGCAUGGGUGAUUUGCACUCAAAAAUAUCGUCCUCUCAUUAAGAAUUAUUUUUUCUCUCAACACUUGCAACCCCUGGUGUUGUCAUAAAAAAUGAUCGCCUGCCAAAAACGAUUUCCGGUAUUUGGCCCGAAAUUAUUGUUCGUACUUAAAUGGUUGUAAAUCACUUGUUGGUCUGUGAAACGUGUGUCAAACAUCUCUCUUGGUUGAUAUCGAGCCACUUGAAGUCAGAAGAUAUAUUUCUGUCAUGAGGUAGAAGCUGCAAUCAGAGACUUUUAUACAUCCUUUAAUAACGAAUGUAAAACUGUCACUGCAGCAGAGGUUGCACCAAAUAACACAACAGUUAUACAAAGAUGUUUUAGGUGGAUUGAUUAUAUUAUAGAAUAUAGAGUGUGUACAAUAAUGUCAAAAAGAAACCUGCUAAACAGAUGAAUUUUUUAUUUUAUAUAUAACACCUUCGUAAAUGGUGCUGACUGCAGACUAUUUAUCAAUAUAAACAGAGAUAUUAAAAAGAACAGCACACAAACACACACAAAAAGACAUACAAUCAACGGAAAUCACUUUUUGUCAGACGAUCACCUUUUAACAUCACAAGAUAACCUAUACAGCCAUCUAAAAUUUCACAAUUGCGGUAUGCUUUCUGAAUAGCAUGAUGAUAAAUAAACUACAGAGAGAAUGUA
Maylandia zebra (zebra mbuna) is the source of this 1853-nucleotide messenger RNA. It is a transcript of the gene csrp1a, whose product is annotated as cysteine and glycine-rich protein 1a. Gene Ontology annotation, biological process: sarcomere organization; muscle tissue development. Lineage: Eukaryota; Metazoa; Chordata; Actinopteri; Cichliformes; Cichlidae. Gene Ontology annotation, molecular function: structural constituent of muscle; actinin binding. Gene Ontology annotation, cellular component: cytoplasm; nucleus; Z disc. The record is from RefSeq and is a predicted model, not a curated record.